This is a messenger RNA of Neocloeon triangulifer, 1462 nucleotides long. RefSeq names its product endonuclease G, mitochondrial (gene EndoG). Gene Ontology annotation, cellular component: nucleus; mitochondrial inner membrane. The transcript has 6 exons. Gene Ontology annotation, biological process: apoptotic DNA fragmentation. NCBI's taxonomy places the organism in Eukaryota, Metazoa, Arthropoda, Insecta, Ephemeroptera, Baetidae. Gene Ontology annotation, molecular function: single-stranded DNA endonuclease activity; RNA endonuclease activity; nucleic acid binding. The record is from RefSeq and is a predicted model, not a curated record. The coding region runs from base 370 to 1074 and encodes 234 amino acids.
CGAAAAAGAGGUUUGAGACAGCUGUGUUUUGUAAAUAAAUGAAAAUUACAUUAUCUGUCGAUGCUUUUUGGUGUUCUAUUCUAAUUAAUUAAUAACACGACUUUUAAAUUCCCACUGGAAUCAAGAAUAAAGUGAAAUAAUUAUAUCAAUUUCAUAUCAUGUCUCGGCUAACCCAAAUAAUGACCUUUGCCGGUGUUGGCAUGAGUGCUUGGCUGGGUGGAAUGAUAACUGAAAGAUACAAAAUAAAAGAGCAAUUUCAAAAGCCCGGUCUCCCUAUUUUUUCCACCGUCUCAGCUGCUACUCCGGUUCCACCACAAUCAACUCUUCCAAAGGCUGUAAACCGAGAUCGGAGAAGUUUUAUUACAGAUCAUGCGUUUUGGAUUUCCUAGUCUCGACAACAUCAGAUCUAUGGAUGACUUCGUUUUAUCUUACGACAAAAGAAAUCGAGUUGCAAAUUGGGUAUUUGAACACAUAAAUAAAGAGUCGGUCCAGAAAAACCCAGCCGUUGACCGCUCUAAGUGUGAAUUCUAUGAAGACAAAUCAGUUCACGAGUUCUUCAGAUCGACUAACGCGGAUUAUAAAGGAAGUGGAUAUGAUCGAGGACAUAUGGCUGCAGCAGGAAACCACAGAAUUAACCAACAGCACUGCGACCAAACCUUUGUACUUUCAAACAUGGCACCACAGGUUGGAAAAGGAUUCAAUCGAGAUUCGUGGAACAGGCUGGAAAUGCAUGUUCGAAAAUUAACUCAUUUUUACAGGAACGUCUACGUCUGCACAGGGCCACUGUACUUGCCCAAACUUGAGGCAGAUGGGAAAAGCUACAUCAAGUAUCAAGUAAUAGGCAAAAACAAUGUAGCGGUGCCGACGCAUUUUUUCAAAGUUAUUGUGAUGGAGAGCGACAACCAGAAAUUGGACAUGGAAGCGUAUGUUAUGCCAAAUGCUGUGAUUAAAGAUGAUACUCCACUAAACGUUUUUCAAGUUCCCCCGGAGUCGAUUGAGAGAGCUGCCGGUUUGUUGUUUUUUGACAAAAUAAGCCGUAGCAAAUUAAAUAAAAUCAACGGCAGAUGGGCAUGACUUGGUAAAAAUUAUAGUACACGCACUUUAAGGAAAAUAAAUAUUAUUUGUAAAUACAAUUACUUGUACAAUGUUCAUCUUCUUAGUCGUCAUCCUCUGGAUCAGGGCACUCAAAGUCUUUUGUUUUAACAUCCAAAUCUUCUCCAUACUGAAUGGCCAUAUCAAUGCUCAGAAGAACGUCUGCAAUAUUUUCUUCGUCCCUCCUGUCUAGAGGAAUGAAACGCACCAGGCUGAAGUUCUCUAUUAAAUUUCCAAGCGCCUCAGUCAGCUUGCAGUACUUUUGACCCCACUUGCUUGUGUUCUCCAUGGUUCCCAUUAACUCUUCGGUGUCAGGAAGGAGGUACCUAUGCAAAGAAAAUAUUAAUUAUAUUAAUUUGUUCGAAAUAAA